AAUAGUAAUUAUGAAAACCUGAAGGGAUCAUGUUUUUUACUCUGUCAAAGGAUUAAAAAAAAGUUACCUGCGCAUAAGCAUAAGAUGUGUUAGAUAUACAGAUUUUUCACUGACCCACUUUUACCAAUCCCUCAAGAGCGGGAUUUCAAAAUUUUAUUGGUGAUUGGGAAUCUAAAUAUUUUUUAGGUUAUAUUAUUAUUUACCAUUACUAACCUUGUGUCACUGGAUAACUUUGUUUUGUUAUAGAAUAAUAAAUAAGAAGAGUUCAAGAGCAUGCUUAUAAAAGAAUAAUCCUAUCUAUAGUUCCCGGUAAUCUGAAGAUUUAUUGUGUUUCCUGAAAUGAAAUACGACGUCUUGAAAACUAUUGACUGCAAACAAGGAGCUGUAAGAGCCGUGCGAUUUAAUGUUGAUGGUGCCUAUUGUAUCACAUGUGGAGGCGAUAAAAAACUGAAAUUGUGGAAUCCACACACAUCCUUACUACUUAAAACUUAUGGAGGUCAUGGCAGUGACGUACUGGAUGCAUGUGGAUCUUGUGACAGUAGUUUCAUAUUGUCGGGUGGGAGCGACAAGACUGUGAUUGUGUGGGAUGUGUCGACGGGUCAGCCGAUUCGUAGACUGCGAGGCCACGCCAGUCGGGUCACCUGUGUCCGCUACAACGAGGAGUCAACGGUCGCUUUCUCAGGCUCACACGAUAACACGGUCAUGUGCUGGGACAUCAAAAGUAGAAGCAACGAACCCAUUCAGGUGCUGAGAGAAGCGAAGGACAGUAUAACCUACAUGCAAGUUACCAAUGAAGAAAUUCUCACUUCAUCGCUUGAUUGCAGUGUUCGAUUCUACGAUAUAAGAAAAGGCCAAAUCACUGAAGACUUUGUUGGAGAGCCUGUUACAUGUGUGAAUUUCACAAGAGAUGGUCAAUGCAUUCUAGUCAGCGCAACAGACAGUGUCAUCAGGUUGUUCGAUAAAACAAGUGGAGAACUUCUGAAUGAAUAUUCGGGCCACAAGACAGACCUGGUGCAGGCGGAGGUGGUUGGCAAGUUGGUGCAUGACGAGGGCAGGACAAGGCCAAUCCACUCGCUCAGUGUGCACCCCACCGCACCUUUCCUGCUCUCCGCUUCCGGCGGCUCCAUCAAGUUAUGGGGUACACCAUCCGCAGAAAACGAGGAGGAAAAUGCCUGAUAAGUCUGAUCAUCCUCUGUAAUUCAAACAUAUUUUGUAAAUAAAUAACACUAGAUUUGA
Nilaparvata lugens (brown planthopper) is the source of this 1236-nucleotide messenger RNA. RefSeq names its product WD repeat domain-containing protein 83. Gene Ontology annotation, cellular component: catalytic step 2 spliceosome. Gene Ontology annotation, biological process: mRNA splicing, via spliceosome. The coding region runs from base 340 to 1176 and encodes 278 amino acids. Lineage: Eukaryota; Metazoa; Arthropoda; Insecta; Hemiptera; Delphacidae. The transcript is spliced from 6 exons. Gene Ontology annotation, molecular function: protein binding. The record is from RefSeq and is a predicted model, not a curated record.